CAGGCUGACCUCUGAUGUCCAGACCCAGGCUGAGACCAUGGUUAUUUUGCGACAGGGGGACUAUGUCUGGCUGGAUCUCAAGACAGGCCGGGAGUUUGAUGUCCCAAUUGGUGCAGUGGUCAAACUCUGUGACUCUGGACAGAUCCAAGUCCUGGAUGAUGAGGGCAAUGAGCACUGGAUUUCUCCUCAGAAUGCAACCAAUAUUAAACCAAUGCACCCUACCUCCAUCCAUGGGGUUGAAGACAUGAUCCGACUUGGGGACCUCAAUGAGGCAGGAAUUCUACGGAAUCUACUGAUUCGCUACAGAGAGCACCUAAUCUAUACCUACACAGGAUCUAUUCUGGUAGCUGUAAACCCGUACCAACUGCUCCCUAUCUAUACACCUGAGCAGAUUCGGUUAUACACCAACAAGAAGAUUGGUGAAAUGCCACCUCAUAUUUUUGCCAUAGCAGACAACUGCUACUUCAACAUGCAACGUAACAACAAGGACCAGUGUUGCAUCAUCAGUGGAGAGUCUGGAGCUGGUAAGACAGAGAGCACCAAAUUAAUCCUGCAGUUCCUGGCAGCCAUUAGUGGACAACACUCUUGGAUAGAACAGCAGGUUCUAGAAGCCAAUCCUAUUCUGGAAGCUUUUGGCAAUGCCAAAACUAUUCGUAAUGAUAACUCCAGUCGGUUUGGGAAGUACAUUGACAUCCACUUUAACAAAAGAGGAGCUAUUGAAGGGGCCAAGAUUGAACAGUACUUACUAGAGAAGUCACGCGUCUGCAGACAGGCCAGAGAUGAGAGGAACUAUCACAUAUUUUACUGUAUGCUAAAAGGUAUGACAGCCGAUCAAAAGAAAAAGCUGGGACUCGGAAAGGCAACCGAUUACAUCUACCUCACUAUGGGACACUGCACAGUGUGUGAUGGCCGAGAUGAUGCUAAAGAAUACUCAAACAUUCAGUCUGCAAUGAAAGUCCUCAUGUUUACUGACACAGAAAAUUGGGAAAUUUCUAAGUUGCUGGCAGCCAUCUUACAUAUGGGGAACCUGCGCUAUGAAGCCCGAAUGUAUGAUAACUUAGAUGCCUGUGAAGUAGUGCGAUCUUCAUCCCUGGCAGCAGCUGCUGUUUUACUAGAGGUUGAUCCGCAAGAUGUGAUGAACUGCCUUACUAGCCGGACUCUAAUCACGCGAGGAGAAACCGUUUCCACGCCACUCAGUAUGGAGCAGGCACUAGAUGUCAGGGAUGCUUUUGUAAAGGGAAUCUAUGGAAGACUUUUUGUGUGGAUUGUAGAAAAGAUCAAUGCUGCCAUUUACAAACCUCCUUCCAGUGCACCAAAAUCUGUGAGGAGGUCGAUUGGCUUGUUAGAUAUAUUUGGCUUUGAGAACUUUACUAUCAACAGCUUUGAACAACUCUGUAUCAACUUUGCCAAUGAAAACCUGCAGCAGUUCUUUGUACGGCAUGUCUUCAAACUAGAGCAGGAGGAGUACAACCUUGAAAAUAUCAACUGGCAGCACAUUGAGUUCACAGAUAACCAGGAUGCACUAGAUAUGAUUGCCAUCAAGCCCAUGAACAUUAUCUCUCUUAUUGAUGAGGAAAGCAGAUUUCCGAAGGGUACUGACACUACAAUGUUAAACAAGCUGAACUCCCAACACAAGCUCAAUACCAAUUACAUCCCACCAAAGAAUACUUACGAAACCCAGUUUGGAAUCAACCAUUUUGCUGGAGUUGUUUAUUAUGAGACCAGAGGAUUUUUAGAAAAAAACAGAGACACCUUACAUGGAGACAUUAUACAGCUUGUCCACUCAUCCAAGAACAAGUUCAUUAAACAGAUCUUCCAAGCUGAUGUUGCUAUGGGCGCGGAAACAAGGAAACGUUCGCCAACACUCAGCAGUCAGUUUAAACGCUCACUGGAGCUGCUCAUGAGAACUCUCAGUGUCUGUCAGCCUUUUUUUGUCCGAUGCAUCAAGCCUAAUGAGUACAAGAAACCAAUGUUGUUUGACCGUGAGCUAUGUGUGCGUCAGCUGAGAUACUCGGGAAUGAUGGAAACUAUUCGAAUACGAAGAGCUGGCUACCCUAUACGUUAUACUUUUGUGGAAUUUGUAGAUCGCUACCGUGUUCUUAUGCCUGGUGUUAAACCAGCCUACAAGCAGGAGGACCUUCGAGGAACUUGUCAACGGAUAGCAGAAGCAGUAUUAGGAAAAGAUGAUGACUGGCAAAUUGGCAAAACCAAAAUCUUCUUAAAGGAUCAUCAUGACAUGUUACUGGAGAUUGAGAGGGACAAGGCAAUCACUGACAGGGUUAUUCUUAUACAGAAAGUUGUCCGUGGCUUUAAAGACAGAUCAAAUUUUGUUAAAAUUCGAAAAUCUGUGAUGCUAAUUCAGAAAUACUGGCGAGGCUAUUAUUGCCGAAAAAACUACAGUGCGAUGAGGACUGGAUUCUCCAGACUCCAAGCCUUGUAUAGGUCCCGGAAACUACACAGAACAUAUCAUGUAGCCCGAAAAAGAAUUAUUGAGUUUCAGGCUCGUUGUCGAGGCUACUUGGUCAGACGGGCCUUCCGGCACCGACUAUGGGCUGUUAUUACAAUACAGGCUUAUGUCAGGGGAAUGAUUUCAAGGAGACUGUACAAGCGGCUCAAGGGAGAGUACCGUCGGCGACUUGAGGCAGAAAAAAUGCGUUUAGCUGAAGAAGAAAAGUUAAGGAACCAAAUGAGUGCGAAGAAAGCAAAAGCAGAAGCAGAGAAGAAACAUCAGGAACGCCUUGCUCAGCUAGCUCGUGAGGAUGCAGAAAGAGAAAAGAGGGAGCGUGAAGAGGCAAGACGAAAAAAGGAACUUCUGGAGCAAAUGGAGAAGUCGCGCAAUGAACCUGUCAAUGACUCAGAAAUGGUUGACAAGAUGUUUGGCUUCCUUGGAACUACCAACUGUUUUCCAGGCCAGGAAGGCCAGGCACCUUCUGGGUUUGAGGACCUUGAGCGCACACAGAAGCAUUUGGAAGAAGAUGAUUUAGAUGAAUCAUUGCCUCUGCCCGAAGAAGAAGAAGAGGAUCUCUCUGAGUAUAAGUUUGCCAAAUUUGCAGCCACCUACUUUCAGGGUACCACCACACACACCUACAUCAGGAGGCCCCUAAAACAGCCCCUACUCUAUCAUGAAGAUGAGGGCGACCAGUUGGCCGCCCUUGCUGUGUGGAUAACUGUUUUAAGGUUUAUGGGAGAUCUUCCUGAGCCCAAAUAUCACACAGCCAUGAGUGACGGCAGUGAGAAGAUCCCUGUUAUGACCAAGAUCUACGAGACCCUGGGGAAGAGGACAUACAAACGAGAGCUGCAGGCCUUGCAGGUGGAAGGCGAGAACUCCCAUCUUGAUGGUAACAAGAAGAACAGCAUGCGACACAAGCUGGUAUCCCUCACUCUGAAGAAGAAGUCAAAAUUAACAGAAGAGGUGACCAAGAGGUUAAACGAUGGAGAAUGCACCUUGCAAGGUAAUAGCAUGCUUGAGGACCGUCCAACAUCUAACCUAGAGAAGCUCCAUUUUAUUAUUGGGAAUGGUAUCUUGAGACCAGCAUUAAGAGAUGAAAUCUACUGUCAAAUCUGCAAGCAACUAACCCAAAACCCAUCAAAAAGUAGCCAUGCAAGAGGUUGGAUUCUCAUUUCCUUGUGUGUUGGCUGCUUUUCCCCCUCAGAGAAGUUUGUCAAGUAUUUGAGAAACUUUAUAAGUGGUGGGCCUCCAGGUUAUGCCCCUUAUUGUGAAGAGAGGCUGAGGAGAACAUUUGCUAAUGGGACAAGAACUCAGCCACCAAGCUGGUUAGAGCUACAGGCCACUAAGUCAAAGAAGCCCAUCAUGCUUCCUGUCACAUUCAUGGAUGGCACAACAAAGACGCUGCUGACUGACUCUGCCACAACCGCCAAGGAGCUCUGCAAUGCACUGUCUGACAAAAUCAGCCUAAUGGAUAAAUUUGGCUUCUCCCUAUAUAUUGCCUUAUUUGACAAGGUGUCCUCUCUGGGAAGUGGAAAUGACCAUGUGAUGGAUGCUGUGUCUCAAUGUGAACAGUAUGCCAAGGAGCAAGGAGCACAGGAACGUAAUGCCCCCUGGAGGCUAUUCUUCCGUAAAGAAAUCUUUACUCCCUGGCACAAUCCCAGUGAGGACAAUGUGGCAACAAACCUUAUUUAUCAGCAAAUUGUAAGGGGGGUGAAGUUCGGGGAAUACAGAUGUGAUAAGGAGGAGGAUCUGGCAGAACUGGCUUCACAACAGUAUUAUAUUGACUAUGGAUCAGAUGUUUUGUUGGAACGUUUACUUAACUUAAUCCCUUCCUAUAUCCCAGACAGAGAGAUUUCGUCCACCAAAACUGUGGAAAAAUGGGCACAAUUCAUAAUGGCUGCUCACAAAAAGGGAAUAUACACACAAAAAAGAAUGGACCCCCAGAAAGUUAAAGAAGAAGUAGUGGAUUUUGCCAGAUUCAAGUGGCCUUUACUUUUCUCACGGUUUUAUGAAGCCUUCAAAUUUUCAGGUCCCAGUCUGCCAAAGAAUGAUGUGAUUGUUGCUGUAAACUGGACUGGCGUUUAUUUUGUCGAUGAGCAGGAGCAAGUUCUUCUGGAACUUUCUUUCCCAGAAAUCACUGCAGUGUCCAGCAGCAGAGGAGGCAAACUUCAAGGGCAAAGCUUUUCGCUUGCAACCAUUAAGGGUGAUGAAUAUACAUUUACUUCCAACAACUCUGAAGAUAUCCGUGACCUUGUGGUUACCUUCCUGGAGGGGCUGAGGAAAAGGUCAAAGUAUGUAGUGGCUCUUCAAGACAGUAUGAAUCAAGGGGGAGAAGAAACUUCUUUUCUGAGUUUUAUGAAGGGAGAUCUUAUUACUUUGGACCAGGACACUGGAGAACAGGUGAUGAAUGCUGGUUGGACCAAUGGCACAAAUGAAAGGACAAAACAGAAAGGGGACUUUCCCACAGAGUGUGUCUACGUGUUACCCACCAUUACAAAACCUGCCCCUGAGAUUGUGGCAUUAGUGACUAUGACACCUGACCAGAGACAGGAUGCCAUUAGGUCAUCCCAGCUCGAACUGAUGGACAGUGAGGAGAGAGUUAAGCCGUAUACUCUGGAGGAGUUCUCUUAUGAUUAUUUCAGACCCCCUCCAAAACAUACACUGAGCAGAGUGAUGAUUACCAAGAGUCGUGGGAAGGACAAGCUGUGGAGCUGCACUCGGGAGCCUAUCAAACAGCCACUACUAAAGAAGGUUCUGAAUCAUGAGGAACUCUCUCAGGAAGCCUGCAUGGCUUUCAUCGCCAUUAUGAAGUAUAUGGGUGAUUAUCCAUCCAAGCGUACACGCUCUGUCAAUGAACUCACUGACCAAAUAUUUGAAGGUGCCUUAAAAGCAGAACCACUGAAGGAUGAGAUUUUCUGCCAGAUUGUAAAGCAGCUUACAGACAAUCACGUCAAGUACAGUGAGGAGAAAGGCUGGGAGCUGCUUUGGUUAUGUACAGGCCUUUUCCCUCCAAGCAAUGUUCUGCUCCCACACGUGCAGAGGUUCUUACAAUCCAAGAAGCAUCAUCCCCUUGCCCUUGACUGCAUGCAACGGCUGCAAAAAGCACUGAGAAAUGGUGCCAGGAAGUACCCACCUCACCUGGUAGAAGUAGAAGCCAUUCAGCACAAAACCACUCAGAUUUUCCACAAAGUCUACUUUCCUGAUGAUACUGAUGAGGCAUUUGAAGUGGAGUCAAGUACCAAAGCCAAGGACUUCUGUCAGAAUAUUUCAGGGAGAUUGCUACUGAAGUCAUCAGAUGGCUUUAGCUUGUUUGUGAAGAUUUCUGAUAAGGUAAUCAGCGUUCCUGAAGGAGACUUCUUCUUUGACUUUGUCAGGCACCUCACAGAUUGGAUCAAGAAAGCCAGACCAGUAAAAGAUGGUAUAGUGCCUUCUUUAACAUAUCAAGUCUUCUUCAUGAAAAAACUGUGGACAAACACAGUUCCUGGCAAAGACUCCAUGGCAGAUUCUAUUUUUCACUAUUACCAGGAACUUCCAAAAUAUCUUCGUGGCUAUCACAAAUGCUCACGGGAAGAGGUUUUCCAGCUAGGUGCUCUGAUUUACAGAGUCAGAUUUGAAGAUGACAAGUCCCACUUCCCCAGCAUUCCUAAAAUGCUAAAGGAGCUUGUGCCACAGGACCUGAUUCGGCAGCUAUCUCCUGAUGACUGGAAAAGGUCCAUUGUGGCUUAUUUUAACAAACAAGCAGGAAAGUCCAGGGAAGAGGCCAAGCUCAUGUUCCUAAAAAUAAUUUUCAAGUGGCCUACCUUCGGCUCUGCCUUCUUUGAAGUUAAGCAAACAACUGAGCCAAAUUUUCCAGAGAUACUACUGAUAGCCAUUAACAAGCAUGGAGUUAGCCUGAUAGAUCCAAAGAGCAAGGACAUUCUUACAACAUAUCCAUUCACAAAGAUCUCAAACUGGAGCAGUGGGAACACCUAUUUCCACAUUACAAUUGGGAACCUAGUGAGAGGAAGCAAACUUCUGUGUGAGACUUCGUUGGGCUACAAAAUGGAUGACUUGUUGACCUCCUACAUCAGCCAGAUGCUGACCACUAUGAGCAAGCAACGCAGCGCCAGGGGCAGCGCAAAGUGAACUGAAAGGGACUACUGGCGAUGGGCCUUUGAAGUAGUCCGGCUGCUUCGCCCCCCGGGUAACCCCUGCAGCUGGGCAAGUAGCUUCUCCACACAGGUAUGGCGAAUGAGCCGGAGCGUGUCAUGGAGCUCAGAGGAGACGGACACUGAUGAGGGCAGCCCCACCUCACCCUCCAGUGAAGAUGACUACCUGUGAUAUGAAGAUUGCUGAAGCGAAUGGAUGCUCCAAAACAAAACUGAAUAGUCCACAGCUCCCUGGCCAACACUGCCAUCCUAACCAGCUGAAGGGAGUUUUGCAUUGUGGCUGAACCUGACAUCUGACUGAGGUCAGCUAGAGGAGCCAAAAAUGGAUUUGUAACAUUACGCAAGGAGGUCUAGCAAGUCUGGUUACAUUUGUGAAGGAUUUGUUCCUUAAUUGGCACUCGUGUUGUUCACAUUUGCUUCAGUGUCACAUUUCAAUGGCAUGUCUGCGAUCUGGUGUACAAACCUACAAACUUAUUUAACUGUGGGAGUCCAGUGCUUUGUAACAAUGGUAUAUAUGUUGUUGUUUUCUAAAAUAAACUUAAAAGGCCUUGUAA
Polypterus senegalus (gray bichir) is the source of this 7151-nucleotide messenger RNA. RefSeq names its product unconventional myosin-VIIa. Gene Ontology annotation, cellular component: cytoskeleton; myosin complex. The record is from RefSeq and is a predicted model, not a curated record. Bases 38 to 6574 code for a protein of 2178 amino acids. NCBI's taxonomy places the organism in Eukaryota, Metazoa, Chordata, Cladistia, Polypteriformes, Polypteridae. The transcript is spliced from 48 exons. Gene Ontology annotation, molecular function: ATP binding; cytoskeletal motor activity; protein binding.